Molecule: messenger RNA, 1368 nt
Organism: Plasmodium gallinaceum
Lineage: Eukaryota; Apicomplexa; Aconoidasida; Haemosporida; Plasmodiidae
Product: conserved Plasmodium protein, unknown function
Exons: 1
Coding region: 1-1368 (455 amino acids)
Source: RefSeq, a predicted model, not a curated record
AUGGAUAAGAAAUUAAAAAAGGGAAUUUUGUUAAUUCGAAAAUAUGCUGAAAAAUAUAAAAAUGUCAUUUUUAAAACUUUAAAAUUAAAAUCAAGGAAAACAAUUAAUAAAAAAAAGAAAAAAAAAGAAAAAAAAAUAUUAAAAAUCAUUGAAAAAAAUAAUAACAACACAGAGUAUAAAGAAGAAAAGAAAAGAAAACUAGAUAAUUAUUUAAUUAAUCAAGAAAAGGAAUUAGAUUUUCAAGAAAAUUACUCCUUUUUUAAUAAAUUUCAUGACAGAACAGAUAAUAUUUUUUAUAAGAACGAAAAUGAUAAUGUUCCAGACUCUUUAAAAUUAAAGAAAACAAAACAUAACAACGAAGAGCAAACUUUUAAUUCAAUUAAUGACAACUUCCUUGAUUCACUGAAUUCCCUUCAUUUCAAAAUUAAACAAGAAAUUGAAGCGAACAAUGACUUAUUAUCACUCAAAGAGUUUAGUGAAAGGAAUAAUAUUACUAAAGUAGAAUCAAAUACGCAAAAUGAUAUUAACAAACAAAAAAUAUCUCAAACUGAUGAAGAUUUAAAAGCAAGUUUCAAAAAAGAAGAGAAUUUUACUGAAAAACAAUUGGUUUAUCCAAGUAAAAAAAAAAUUAAAAAAAAAAAAAACGAUUCUAAAUAUAUGCUAAGUAGUAAAUGUGAAAAGAAAAUUAACCAUAGUUCCGACAUUGAACUAAAUGAAAAUUAUCAAUCUAUAUAUUUAGGUAAAGAAAAGUUAAAUCUACUUGAAAAUAAAGAUGAAGAAAAAAAAAAUGAAAAAAUAGUUAGUAGCUUUAAUAUGAACCCAAAAAAAAUUAUUGAUGAUACUAUACAAAAAAAUAAUGAAAUAUUAACAGAAAAAAAAAAAAAUGAUUUAGUGUUUGGAAAAAACAAAUUUGAAAAUAUAAAUGAACUUUUUCAGAAAGUAUUUGAAGGAAAUGAAUACAAUCAAAAUAAUUCAAAUGAAAUAGUUAAAUAUAAUAAUCAGGAAAAAGAUGAAGAUAAUAUAAAUGUAAACGAAUACGGAGAAAAAAAUAUGACCAUAUACCAUAAUAUUUUAAAUAAAAAGGAAGGAACAUAUGUAAAUGAAUAUUUUAAAGGAGAUAUAAAUUGUCAAGAUACUAAAAUAAUUUCAGAAGAAAAUGUUAAUUGUAAUGAUAACAAAAAUAAUUUAAAUCAUGUAGAAAAAGAUGAGUAUAGGGAUAAUAUAGGGGAUAUUAAUACUCCUUGCAACCAAAAUAACUUAGAGGAAAUUAAAAAAUAUAAUAAUGUAUUAACACCAUUUAAAGAAGAUAAUUCUUUCGAUUUUUUUUUUAACGAAUCGUUGGGAACACCAUCUAUAUUUCAAAUGUAA